UUAUAUUCUGUGUGAAUAAUUUAUGUCAGAAUGGAGCCAGCUGUGUUGGUAAUGAAGACACCAUGUCAUAUGAAUGUGUCUGUCCUGUUGGUUAUGAUGGUUUCUACUGUAACCAAGUCGUUACUUUCACAAGUGCACGAUUCAAUGGUAAAGGAUAUUUAUAUUAUGAAUUGAUGGAUUACAAUGACUUGGAUAAAACAAUAACCACAUUGUCAUUUAAUAUAAGUACAAUUGAUAACAAUGGAAUGAUAUUGUGGAUGGGACAACCAAAUAUUGAUGACAAUACAGAUUAUUUAGGAAUUGGAAUUGUAGAUGGUAGAGUUAAGCUAAGUUUUCGUCUUGGUUGGUUAUCAUAUGGAACUCUAUAUUCAGACAUGCCAGUGGUUAAUGGACAAUGGCAUUCUAUCAUUGUUAACAGAGUUGAGACUUCCAUCUCGCUGUAUGUGGAUGGUUCACCAACUCCUGUGUAUGACAUCGGAGGGGAAUUUCAUGAACUCAAUACUGAUGGUAUUUAUUAUAUUGGUGGAUUCAGUUACAACUCUGAUGUUGGUCAGCUGACUCAGCAAUUGUUCCUAUCUCCAUUCCAAGGCUGUAUCAGAGACAUUCAGGUGCCAGCUAGUUAUGAUGAGUUGAACAUGAUGGAACCACACAGUGGUGCUAAUGUACAAAGUUGUGAUAACAAUUAAGAGAUUUUGUCUCGUUUGUAAAAAUAGUUAAUAGUGUAUUUUAUGUACUAUAGGAAAUUCUAUCUAAACUGUUAAAAUGUAAUAAGAAUAUGUGAUGAUGCGCUC
This is a messenger RNA of Saccoglossus kowalevskii, 791 nucleotides long. RefSeq lists its product as uncharacterized. Gene Ontology annotation, molecular function: calcium ion binding. Gene Ontology annotation, cellular component: protein-containing complex; plasma membrane. The record is from RefSeq and is a predicted model, not a curated record. Gene Ontology annotation, biological process: establishment or maintenance of epithelial cell apical/basal polarity; heterophilic cell-cell adhesion. NCBI's taxonomy places the organism in Eukaryota, Metazoa, Hemichordata, Enteropneusta, Harrimaniidae.